AUGUCUCUUAGAAGACUAAAUAGGAUUGCUUUUCAAGUUGUUUUGGAGAUGAUUCAAAGAUUUAAAACUGCAAAUACUUUAAACAAUUUUGGAAAAGUUGGAUUGAAAAUUUUGAAGCACAAUCGAUUUACUUUACGUCGAACUGUUCUUAGAGGAGUAAGUUUUCCUUCUUUUUUGUUUUAUCAUAGAAAAAGCUUGCAUUUCCCUAAGAUCCUCAAAAAUUCCUGA
Messenger RNA from Meloidogyne enterolobii, 228 nucleotides. The record is from the annotation of a GenBank genome assembly. NCBI's taxonomy places the organism in Eukaryota, Metazoa, Nematoda, Chromadorea, Rhabditida, Meloidogynidae.